Molecule: messenger RNA, 927 nt
Organism: Fonsecaea multimorphosa CBS 102226
Lineage: Eukaryota; Fungi; Ascomycota; Eurotiomycetes; Chaetothyriales; Herpotrichiellaceae
Exons: 1
Coding region: 1-927 (308 amino acids)
Molecular function (GO): catalytic activity
Source: RefSeq, a predicted model, not a curated record
AUGGCACACGCAAACGGGAAACCUGCCUUGACAGGAGCAGCACGUCUCCGCCAGUUGAUGGCAGGAGGAAAGAUCGUCGUUUGUCCGGGAGUGUACGACGGAUUCAGUGCGCGAAUCGUGAUUGAAGCGGGCGCAGAUGCAAUGUACAUGACUGGCGCAGGCGUGUCCAUGUCGCGACUGGGCAUGGCCGACUUGGGCCUGACCACCCUGAACGAUAUGACGGCCAACGCAGCCAUGAUCGCCGGCCUCGAUUCAACAGUCCCUCUCAUCGCCGACGCAGACACCGGGUACGGUGGGCCACUGUCGGUGCGGCGGACCGUCCAGGAAUAUAUCAAAGCCGGUGUCGCCGGCCUACAUCUGGAGGACCAGGUUCAAGCAAAACGAUGCGGCCACCUCGGCUCCAAAGAGCUCGUCGACGAGGACGUCUACGUUUCACGGAUCAGGGCCGCUGUCCUGGCCCGGGACGAGAUCCCCAACGGAGACAUUGUGAUUAUCGCCCGCACCGAUGCAUUACAGGGGCUCGGGUACGAUGCCGCCGUCGGUCGCUUGAAAAAGGCCCUUGCCGCAGGAGCAGAUGUCGCGUUUCUGGAGGCCCCGACCAAGAUUGAGCAAAUGCGUGCCGUGUGUCAAGACCUCGCACCGGCACCGGUCUUGCUGAACAUGGUCACCGGCAGCAUCACACCCAAUAUCAGCGUCGACGAGGCCCAAGAGGUGGGCUACCGAAUAAUCAUCUAUCCUGCUCUUGCACUAGGUCCUGCUUAUGAGGCAAUCAGCGCCGUGGCUAACGAAUUGAUGCACACCGGCACGGUGAAGCCAGCCAAGGUCAUGGUCGGCGGGCCGAAGAGGCUGUUCGAGGUUUGCGGUCUGAACGAAUUGAUAGGCUUUGAUCUGGCUGCUGGAGGUUCGAGUUAUCAAAAUGGCGUCUGA